Molecule: messenger RNA, 429 nt
Organism: Penicillium longicatenatum
Lineage: Eukaryota; Fungi; Ascomycota; Eurotiomycetes; Eurotiales; Aspergillaceae
Exons: 4
Coding region: 1-429 (142 amino acids)
Source: RefSeq, a predicted model, not a curated record
AUGAAGUUCUCCAUUGCUACUAUUGCCGCUCUGGCCAGCGCUGUCAGCGCCUCUCUUCCUGCUGCCUUCACUCUCGUCGCUGAUGGCGGCAAGACCGUUCUCACUGAUGGCCAGAACCUCUGGAUCGGUGCCAACACCACCACCCACGAAAUUGCCAUCCUCCGCAGCAGCAACACCGGCGACGUCACUUUCACCUCCAAGCACGAGACUCCCACCGGCUUCCAGUCCCUCUACAUGAUCCCCAACGAGGGCGCCAACAUGACUGCCUUCGGAGUCAAUGAGAAGGGUUACUUCACUCACGGCGGCAAGGCUUACUUCGCUGUCGACGGAUACGGCUCAAACCCUGCUAAGGAGAUCUACUGGUACGGCUCUCACAAUGCCGAGUACAUGGCUGCCAACCUGUACGUCAAGGAGUGCAAGGGUUGCUAA